UGGAAAGAGACAUUGAAAGACAAUAGAUAAAGGAGAGGAUGUCACAUUCUCUAUAAUCUAAUUAGCACAUAAUACACGGGGUUCAUCAACUAAAGCGGAGCAAACCGUUGUUCCGGAUUCGUAAGUACCCAAGUAUCGACCUAUUAGCUUGUCAAAUCUUAUUUCUCCGGAUUUCUCCCGAGAUCCCGGGUCCCUCUACGUAAUUGUCGUGCUGCGGGUCCAGCAUUCCCAUGAACUUUGAUAAUUCAACAUUUCACACACUUAGAACCCUUUCCUCACAAUCAACUCACACCACUUAUAAGAAGACAUUUUCCAAAGGAGAAAAUCACAUAUAAUAAUUAUCCUGUACAUCACGUAAAAAUGUCCUCAAAAACCCCCUCCUCCGAGGCAAAAAGGCCUAAAAAAAGCAUCCUAAAAAAACCAACCACAAACUUCCCAUCCACAGACGCCACGGCACCUCCCAUCUCGCCUCUCCCCGUAAAAGAACACACCCCCAACAGCGACCCCAAACCCACAGCGCGCGAAGCCGCCAUCCAGCAAGCGCGCAUAAUCCAACAACAAUUCGAACUCGAGGACCGAAUCCAAGAUACCAUCAUCGAGCUAGCGCGCUUCCCCCUAACCCCCCCCUCAGGCAAAACCUACACAGCAUCCACCCCGCACCCCAACGACACAUCUUCCUUCCUACAUCUAGUCUCCCUCCUCCAACCAGGUGACUACGAAGACCUAAUCGAAGAACGCAACACCCUCAACAAAUGCGGCUACGCCCUGUGCCCCAACCCACGCCUCAAACUAGGCAAAGGCGGCGAAUUCAAACUCAUCAAUUUCGGACGCAAAGACUUCGGCAUCGUACCACGGAAAGAACUCGAGCGAUGGUGUGACCGCAGUUGCGCGCGACGCGCCAUGUACGUCAAAGUCCAACUCGCAGAAGUCGCGGCGGCGGUGCGCGCGGGGUUACCAGCUGCGCCUGUGGAGUUGUAUGAAGAACCUGGGAGUACUACGAAUGGGAAGGGGGAUAAGGAGAUGGAGGAACAGCGCAAGGCGGCGCAAGAUGCUAAAGACUUGGCGCUCGAGCGUGGGGAUGCGAAAGAUGGGAAACCGUCGGGUGGUGGACAGGUUACCGUGACUAUCCGGGAGAAACCAGUGGCUCAGAACGUGCAGGAACCGUCUCUGGCGGAGGAUGGCGAGGGGCACUUAGUGCUGGAUGGUUAUAAGCAGAGAUUUGACCCGAAGACACAGACGACGAGACGGAUGACGAGUGAGGAGAUUUCUACGAUGGCGGCGACUGCAUUUGAUGAUUUAUUCGGAUGAUUGUAUAGAGCAGUCAAAAUUACUACUAGCAUACUAAGGCGCUAUUAUUAGAAUAAGAUACCCCUUGCGUAAACGCAAGAUGGCUAGCAUAGCCAAAGAACCAAUUUAAUAGAUCCAUAAAUCAUCGCAACGACCAUUCAUAUACAGCUACAUCCACAUCAUAUUCUUAAUGGUCGUAAGUUGUAUCAAGCAUAAAUCAUAACCAUAUACGUCGUGGGCAGUUAUUUUGGCAUCUUCCUAUUAUCAUAACCGCUCUGCCCACACCUACCUUAAUACCAAGUGUACAGUGACAACAUGGACCUAAUAAUGUUAAAUUCAAGUUCAAGCACAAAUCACAUAUCAAGGGGAGA
Molecule: messenger RNA, 1658 nt
Organism: Hypoxylon trugodes
Lineage: Eukaryota; Fungi; Ascomycota; Sordariomycetes; Xylariales; Hypoxylaceae
Exons: 1
Coding region: 361-1308 (315 amino acids)
Cellular component (GO): nucleus; cytoplasm
Molecular function (GO): RNA polymerase II CTD heptapeptide repeat phosphatase activity; RNA polymerase core enzyme binding
Source: RefSeq, a predicted model, not a curated record